AAUGUCAAAACAAAGAUGUUAAAUCAAUAAUUCUUGCAAUUUUAUGUGCAGAAGUUUAACCUUGAUUGUUUUCUUGUAUUCAACAUGGAGAUUUAUGCACACCUAUUAGUGCAUAACUUGCUGUCAUUGAGUAAAAUCCAGUGUUUACAAAAUGGUUGACUGAUUAUUUCAUGGAAAGUUGUACUAGCCUGCUUACUACAGUACUAAGGACUGAGAUGUGUUUGAAGCUGACAGUUUUGAUGAGGGAGAAAACAGUAACAUGAAUAUUUUUAUUUGCAUAUUGUCACUAUAAUAUUUCCAUGAUGUCUAACUAUACUAAGGCCGAGAGGAAGCAGUUUUCCAAGAAUACGCAGGAGUACAUCAUCAAACCACUUCUAAAACAAAGAGAAACAGGCGAGCUAUGUGAUGUGGAGUUGAAACUGAAUGGGAGGACAUUUUAUGCCCAUCGUGCUAUACUGGCUUUAUGGAGCCCAUAUUUUCUGUCUAUGUUCACAUGUGACAUGCGUGAAAAACAGACAGCAGUCAUUGAUUUAUCACAGUCACUGAUCGUUGAGAAUGAUGAUGUGUUUGAACAAAUUCUGAAUUACAUGUACACUGGAAAUCUAGUUCUGAACAAUUCCAAUGUUGAAGAUGUUGUUAGAGUAUCAGAUUUUUUUCUGAUGGAUGAUGUUAAGGAUUACUGCAGUCAGUUUUAUUUAGAGUUGGGAAACCUGGAUUUGACUAACUGCUUGAGGUUGAAAUACCUUUCUGAAAAUCAUAACUUGCCACAUGUUGCCAGUGCAUGUCAGUCAAUGAUUCAGUCAAGAUUUCAUGACUAUCUGGUUUAUCAUGAUGAAAUCAUUGAAUUACCAGGAGUUUAUCUGUUCAGGAUACUGGAAGACCCUCUUGUUGUAAGGCAUUGCAAAUAUAAUCAGCUGAAAAAGCUUGUGCACCGAUGGAUUGAUGCUGACAAAGAUGCUCGGUCAAAGUUUCAGGCAGAUCUGAGUGCUUGUAUAAAAUUGUGGGUCUGUGAGCAUAUAAGUGAUGUUCCUGUCCAUUCUAAAUGCUCGACUAGUGUUAUUAUGCAGUCAACAUCAAAUGUUGUGAAAUCUGAAGAUAACAUGUCAGCCAGUGUCUCACAAGUAGAAAGCAUUGAUUCAUCAAUAAGACCUAAAAACAAUAAUUUGCCAUCAAAAUUGCCCGUUCUAUACUCAAUUGUGAGCAAUCAAGGGAUGAAGUUUGUCAAAGUGAUGGUUUACAACAUUACACAUCAGAAAUGGCUGCAUUUUCCUCUUGCUAGUGAAAAGAUUGUAAGGAUAAUGCCAGUAAGGCAGACAAUUGGAAACAUGAUAUCACACAAGAAUCACCUAUACAUGUACCUCUGCUCCUCUUUUCCGUAUCCAACUGACAUGAUGAAAAUAAACAUUCUAGUUGUUGACACUGUUAAAGUUCAGGCCUCACUGUACAGUUUCAAGACAAUGGAUUACUACAACCCUUGUUACCGCACUACUUUGACCAACUGUCGCACAGUGCCACCAGCAAUGGUUUACUGCAAUCAGAACCUGUACAUAGUGGGUAACAAAGAGGGCACUGGGCACCUGUUUCUUUGCAACCUUCACACACAGGAAUACAAAUGUUACCAGAUCCCCGGGACUCGCUUCAUCAGCCUUGCCAGAGCAACAGUAAAAGGAGAUCGUUUCAUUUUUCUCUGGUUCAGAUAUCGAACUGGACCAUCUGAAGAGUUCUGUAUAAAGAAGUCUGUUGGAUUUGCAAUGUUUGACGUAAAAAGUAAGAUUUUCAAUACCUGGGACAUUGCUCCACCGGAGGUGUCAUAUGAGGAGUUUGCAAGCCCCUACACACUAUGCUGUCGUGAUGAUACCAUUCUCAUCUACUACCCUGGAAAACCAACUUCAGUUCUUGAUGAAGUACGAUACAAGUGGAUCACUUCCAUGAGGCGUCUACCUGCACCCUCUCACCUGACAAAACUGAACUCAGAAUCAAUAGAACCAGAUUUUUCAAGGUUCCAGCUACAAGCGGCGACAGACAGCAGCAUUUUCAUACUGAACAAUGAUGCCCCCUACACCACCUCCAUGUAUGAGGUUAGUGAAUCUCUCGCCCAGGCUUGUGCCCACACCCCUCCCCCUAUAGACCAGAUCUCCAUGGUGACCGGGGGUCACAUGAGCCAUGCUCUGCUUCAGGAACUACAGGUGUUUGAUGGAUAUGAUGAUGUGUAUGCAACCAGUCUUCAUGUUCCUAUGAGAGUGUCUGACCCGGAAACCGAGGACAGCGGAGGUACCUCAAACUCAGAAAGGGAUUCAGACAAUGACUUUGAGUAUGAUGAAGACAUUUAUGAUUAUGACUACGAUUUGGAUGCUGAGUUUGCAUUUUAAUGCCUCAUAAUCACACUAUCUGACAUUAUUUCCAUGUGCAAUAUUAUUCUGUGCAAUACUUGAUUUUUUUUCAAUCCUUUUUAAAUGUACUUCAAAAUAUUGUCAUUAUAUUACUACGAUCUUUCCAUUUGGUGCAUGCUACUGUUGUGAUAAUGUGAAAACUAGUCAAGACACAAGUACAAUAUAUAUUCAUCAUCACUUCAAUAAACAAUGUUAUAUUAAAUGUUAUACCGGACAACGUUUUUUCACUUAACAGCCUAGCAUGGUAAUGUUAGAACUAAAUUUUCUCUUAAAUUACCGUAUGGUCUAUAACCUGGACCACCUAACCACUGUACCAUAAACAUGCUAAUUUAACAUUCAACUCUUUUAAGUAUUUUGUAUUAAUAUUUAAUGUUCUUGUGUUUUUUUGGUAAAUAGUUUACCUUUUUCACAAUAAACCAUAUUUUAAGCUUUCAAAAGUCCUUUAAUAGCCUAUUAUUGCCUGCCACAUACCACAAAUUGUGUAACUGGUAUAAUUUCGAUAAACUAGAAAUAAUUGGCAUUUUAUUACUUAUCAGUUGAAUCAAAUGUUAAUGAUGUACAUAACUGUUAAUUGGUGUUUCUAAUAAAAACAUAGGUAUCAUUGCAGUAUAAUAGUACUUUUAAAAAGGCAAGAAUUGAACAGUAAAGUACUUUACGUUGGUCUCGGUUUCAAUAAUAGUCUGAAUUAUGCUCAUAUAAAGUUUUGGUCAAUAAUUUCUUAGAGCAAAAACCAUUCUUGAGAAAUUACUCAAAAAAUAAGUUUAUGUUCUCAACUGUUUUUUGACCUUAAAGAAUAGUACACAUUUUGCAGGGUCAGGAUAAGUGCAAAUAUUGGAUAAUAAAUUAAGACCUGAUCAUGUUCACAAGGUCAAUUAUAUCAAUAUUGACAAUUUUUAAUCAUAAUCCAGUCAAUGAAUGUACAAAUCAGGCUGGAUUUUAAAAGGAAGUGAGCUCUUAUAUAUGGAUAUCUAACUAAGUACUGUAUAAGUUUGGUAAACAUCGGAUAAUAAUUCAAGAAUUAAUCAUGUUUACAAGGUCAAUUUUUGCAAUUUUGACUAUUCUAAGGCCCAUAACCCAGCCAUGCAUGGACGAAUAUGGCUGUUUUUUUUUUAAAAAGAACUGAGCUCACUGAUAUCUAGGUACUGUAUAAGUUAGGUAAAUAUCAACUUAUCCUUGUCAAAGGUCAAUUUUAACAAUUUUGACUCAUUUAAGGGCCAUAAUCCCGCCAUGCAUUGAUCUGACUGGUUUUUUAAAAGAAUCAAACUCUUUUUGAUAUAUUGCUACUGUAUAAGUUUGGUAAAUGUCCCAUAAUAAAUGAAGACUUUAUCUUCACAAGCAAUUGUUAACAGAUGCACAGACUUUGGACAGAAGAGCUAAAAGUAAAUUAGAAAUAACCAGAAUCUUUUUAUCGUUACUAUAACAUUUUUUUUCAUGAAAUUUGUAAUCUUGUUGUUGUUUUUUUAAAGCAAUCUUUUCAAUAUUGUUAAGUAUUAUUAUUAAUAACAAAUUAUAUACAAAACCUCAUAAGACUUGAACGGCCAAAUUUGGUAAAAUAUUUUUACAAAAUGAAAGUCCUGGUUCUAUUUUGUUUUACAUUUGAAUACAUUUACAUCAAACUGGAUUAACAGGUUGGUUAAUAAAUGAGCUUUUUGAUUUUCAAAAAUCAACAGUUUGCUUUUGACUUCGAACACAAGUUUCUCAAUGACUUUUAAUAAAGAUAAAUGAGGUAAAAGCCUAAAACUGAUUAUGAACAUGUAUGAUUGUUUUCUUGUUUUAUUAUAUGAAAUGAAGUGCUCCAACCAGGAUUUGAAAAGGGCAGGUGCUAGAUUAGAAAGGGCACUUUUGAUGUGCAUUGGAUGAGCUUUAAUGGGGCACUUGCAAGGGCCAAUUCUUUUUGUGUUUGUGUUUUAACUACUUUCAAUCCUAAAAGUUUGUUAUGAAUACCUUAGCUGUUUCCUUUAAGUGUUAAAAUUAUUCAUAUUUAUUGUUUUGAUACUUAUUUUUGAAAAUUGCCUGUUGAACGAAAGGGCACAGUGGAUUGUAGUAAAGAGGUAGCAGGCUGCUUGAAAAGGGCAGCAGGUGCCCCACCCUGCUAUUUAUGCCUAGCUGGAGCACUGAAAUGUGAUGCAUGAAGAAUUGCAUGUUAUUUUAUAUUUAAUGACCGACACAGUAUGUGCAAGUAAUUAAAAUAGGGCAGUUUUAUUUGAUACAUGUAUAGUUUAAUUUUUUCACAGAUCACUUUUUAUGCCCCCGAAGGUGGGCAUAUUAAAAUCGCACCGUCCGUCCGUCCGUCCGGCUCUGUAACUUUCCCUUGUAUGGACAGAUUUUAAAAUAACUUGCCACAUGUGUUCCACAUACCAAGACGACAUGUGGCGUGCAAGACUCGUGUCCCUACCUCAAAGGUCAAGGUCACACUUAGUGUUUAUUCACAAUGGAGUGCUGCAUAUAACGACAUAGAGUAUAGGUUGUCGUGUCCGGGCUGUAACUUUCUCUUGUAUGGACAGAUUUUAAAAUAACUUGCCACAUGUGUACCACAUACCAAGACGACGUGUCGCGUGCAAGACCCGUGUCCCUACCUCAAAGGUCAAGGUCACACUUAGUGUUUAUUCACAAUGGAGUGCUGCAUAUAAGGACAUAGAGUACAGGUUGUCGUGUCUGGGCUGUAACUUUCCCUUGUAUGGACAGAUUUUAAAAUAACUUGCCACGUGUUCCACAUACCAAGGCGACGUGUCGCGUGCAAGACCCGUGUCCCUACCUCAAAGGUCAAGGUCACACUUAGUGUUUAUUCACAAUGGAGUGCUGCAUAUAAGGACAUAGAGUAUAGGUUGUCGUGUCCGGGCUGUAACUUUCUCUUGUAUGGACAGAUUUUAAAAUAACUUGCC
Mya arenaria is the source of this 5272-nucleotide messenger RNA. RefSeq lists its product as uncharacterized. The transcript has a single exon. Gene Ontology annotation, molecular function: protein binding. The record is from RefSeq and is a predicted model, not a curated record. The coding region runs from base 300 to 2369 and encodes 689 amino acids. NCBI's taxonomy places the organism in Eukaryota, Metazoa, Mollusca, Bivalvia, Myida, Myidae.